AGUUUAAGAUAGUUUAGUGUAUAAGGUGUUUAGUAUAUAGUAUAGUAGUAUAGUAUAUGAUAUAAUAAACUUUAUGAUAUAAUGUAUUUUAAACUAUAUGAUAUAAUAGAUUAUUAUAUAUGAUAAAAUAUGAUAUAAAAGAAAUAAGUUAUAUAGUAUCCUCAAGAUUCCACCAAUCUUAAUGAAAAUAUCUUUAACCAUUGUUAUUUCUGUGCACUUUUUGUUAAUUAUUUGUAUGGUCAAGUAAGGUUGUAUAUCACCAAUUAAGUCUAUUAUAAAUUGGCUUGGGCCUGUGUCAAAUCGUUGUCAACCAGAGAAGUUGUCAACCUUUUAUUGGAUUUAAAGUGGGCGUGGUCAUAGAACCUGUUACUCAACUAGUCUUGAUCUCUUCGCCUGGCAACCUUUUUUCUAAAAACUUUUCUAGGAAUUUUGUAGCUUUUUUCAAUUAUAGAUAUUUUUAGAGACCAAUUUAAAGUAAAAGGUUUUGUCGAUUGAUAACAGGAGCGUGUCAUUAUUCAAAGCUAAAAGUUAUGAAAAGUUGAUGCCUACAUUUUACAGAGCAAAGCAGUUCUGGAAACAUAUUCAAAUUAAAAAACAGGAGUUUUGAACUUAAUUUUGAUUUUUUCUCCAUUUUUUAUGCUAGUAUUUUGAAAGCAAAAGACAAUACAAAUUUCUACAAGUUUCCAAAUUUCGGGCCAUCUUCCUUAAUUUUCUUUUGCUUCUACAACCUUCCUCCAGGCAGUGACUAUGGGGCCGUGAUGAAUGAGUACAUAUACUUUCCCCCCAUCAGAUCACAGUAAUUUAGUCUAUUUGGAUUUUUUAACCAGACCAUAACAACAUUGAGCAAAGUGGGUGAAGCUGACUUUUUUAGGCUUAAUUUUCGUAUAACCUCGUAAUAGUUUAACCUCAUAAUCACAUGUGUAUAAUACGUAUAGUUCUUUUUUGUUAUAAUCAGUCGAUCGCUAUCCUAACCCACGAGUCGCACGUUAUUUUCGAGUCGCCUUUCGCGCUCAAAUAUCUUGAUUACUCUGGAGUUAAAGGACAGAAUACACUCACUUUUCAUAAGAAACUGCCUAUAAGAAACGAGUAUUAAAUCGAAACUAUUAAAUCGUGGUAAAACUGAGAACAACGAAAUUUAGUAAACUCCAAGAACAUGAUUGCCCUGUUGGCCUAGAACUUAAGACACAAGGGAUAGAAUUAUACUUCCCACAUCAGCAUCUGAACGGAAGCGAAUCUCUUUACGUGAUAAAAAAGAUCACGAACCUUGCAUAACACCAUUCAUGAUAUCAUAAUUAAGAAACUCUUAAGAAACAAUGAAUAUUGAAAUUUCCUGAACGUCAAGAAACUGGAGUACUGAAAAUCGACCUUUGUUUCUUAUAACAAAAUGAGUGUAUAUCCUAUAAAAUGAUAAUUGGACUUGAUAACACGAAGAAGCUGUAUCAGGGAUUUCAAUUUUAUAUUGUUGAUCAUACUUUGCAGGUAACCGGAUGUCUUUCUAGUGAGCCAUCUGUUGACCGUGAUUAACCAAAAUUUCUCUGCCCAUGUGGUUUGCAAUUCACGCUUUUGAAAUGGUUCUCCAUUCUAGUCAUAAUAUUUUAUUUAUCUGCUGUCGUUCCCAGCUCUCUGCUCGUUCCUGAUUUAGAUUUCAUCCCUCUGUCUCUACGGAGGAGUAAGAAAAUGAUCUUAUUGGUCGGUACAAACCGUUUGCUUGGUGCUUGAUUGAAAUCGGUUGUCAACACUCUAUCAUUUCUUAGCAUUUCUAUCUUGCACAGAAAUUGCGCGCUGUCUUGUCGUUAGGUAUUUAGAGCCUUUAAAAAGUGUCGGUCGUUCAACAGCCGUCCGUUAGAAUCGCCAUUUCGAAUACAAGAAACACAAUGAUCCCAUCCAUGCAGCGCCUCGUUUUCAUUUUUUAUGUUGCAGGGCCUCGAAAUCUCAUCGAAACAACACCUCAGAGAUACAGAGGUGACUUUGCUACAAGAUUUCUAGCACAAAGCCUUGUUUUCAAUCUUUGAUUUUAUACACCUGGUGAUCACCUUCAUACAUAGAAAACUUCAGUUUAAUGUCAGUACAAGUGAGCAAAUCGUGCAGCUAAUCCAACAGCUGUGAACACAAAAUGCGUCUUAUCUUAAAUUUUUUGGGCUUUUUUCACAGAGCUUCAAUUUGUUUCAAAAUACAAGCUUGCCAUUUUUAUCGCUUCCUGAUAAAAACCAUAUUUCGCAAGGUUCUUCUAUUAAGGCUGGUUUUCAUAUAACGUAUUUCGACGAUUUCAUCGCAAUUCAGAGUCUACGAUCAAUUAAGAUUUUUUCCGUUAUAUGAAAACCGACCAAAUUUUAUGAAAACCACCUAUCGUAAAUAAUCCUAAUAGAACGUAAUUCAACGUAAUUCAUCGGAAGAAAUCAAACAAUUUUGUUUCUACCGACAAAAACUGUUGAAUUACGAUGAAUUAAGAUGAAAUACGUUUUUCGGUUUUCAUAUAACGUGAAAAUCGUGGAACCUGAAUUGCGAUGAAAUGCGUCGAAAUACGUUAUAUGAGAACCAGCCUUAAAAGUGAUGAAGGCAGCGAGCCAAAGUCUUUCUGUAAUCUUUUGAUAACACAUUCAAAUUGCAAUUGACUGCUUCCUGGUAUCUUUACUGUCGGAAAUGUUCGACAAAGUACCUCUGAAUAAUGAUGCUUUGUUACGAAGAUAUGAAGAUAUUUUUUUGGUUAUGAAUAUACCCAUUUUUUGUGAACAUUUUGCUUUUUGUGUAAGAAGGAAGAGCCGCAGGAUAGGCUGUCCGCCGGAUUUUGUGAAUCUUGCAAUGAGUAAUAAUACGAAAGAUAUUCAGGAACAAAGCAAUAUGACGACGAGAAUCCAAUGUAAUGAGAUAAAAUUUUCAAAAUAAAUUAAAUUCAAGGAAUACUAAUAUUUCGCCCCGGUAUACAGGGCUUCAUCUGAGUAAAGACUAAAAACUGAUUCUUCACUUAGAACUGAAUUUUCUUCUACUUAAUUGGUGACAAUGUUGCAGUAGGCCAACUUUCUAAAAUGAUGUUUUCACUAAUCUAUUAUCGUUAUGAAGGCUUUUAAAAAUUGGGUGGGGAAGUUUAAUAAUCUUUGUUAUCUACUUGUGGUUGUAUUGUUUCACGUGUUGCUAGAAAGGCGACAUAUUUACUGGCCAUUGAUAGCGGUAAUCAAUAUGAUUAGAUCAUGUCUGUGAUAGUUAUAAUUAUGAUUAUUAUGUUGGUAAUAUUUAUGGUGAUCGUGAUGAUCCUGAUUAUGAUGUUGACUUAUCUUCUGAUCGCAGUUUUGUUCACUGAAGUGAUCGUGAUUAUUUCAAUAGCAAUUAUCAUGCUGAUAGUCUUGAUCAACCGGAACGCAAUUUUUGUUGAGUUUCCUUUACGUCCUGCAAUGGAUACCACGGCUAGCAAUGAUGACAAAUCUGGGCCUGAAUAAUGUUGUAUUGUACACCCCCGGAUAUGUCCACCUGCUUCUCCUCUCUUCUUGAAAUUUCUUGCUUAAAGAAGGGACACCAAAGCACCUGUCAAGGUUUACUCUGCGUCUCCAUGGAGACAUUUCAGCUACGUAUACUAAACAAUGCUAGUUUUUCGGUCUCGUUGGAUCUUAGCCGGAUUGUACUGUAUUGAGCAGGUCAGAAGGUUUAGCGGAGUUGUAUGAGAAUGAAGAAAGAUGCUUGAUAUCUUAAACAGUUUUUGAGCCUUGGAAUUCUUGUUGUUUACGAAAGCGAGUAAUAGAGAUUCCUGGAUGAUGUGGUGCUGUUUGGCAUGAUCAUAUUAGAUAAGUCCAUGGGGGGAUGUUCGUCUACUGUAUCUCCGGAGAGUACUGCCGAUGUCAAAGCUGAGAAUAAAUCGGAUGGAAGAUUUUGCAAAUGCUGCCAAAGGGAGUCAGGCACAGAAAACGCAGAAAGGUUCGUUUCCUCUGGCAUUUGCACUCCUUGCAAAGAGGAGGCAAAGAGCUGGUCAGCGAGUUUCGAUAAGCUAAUGGAAUCACCAGUUGGUAGAAAGUUAUUCCAAGAAUUCUUACAAUCACAAUACAGUGAUGAAAACUUACGAUUUUGGCUAGCAGCUGAUGAUUACCAGUCGAGGAGUCCAGAUGAAAGAAAGGAAACAGCCCGCAAAGUUUACGAAGAUUUUAUAUCGACUAUUUCUCCUUGUGAGGUCAGUAUCGACGCAAAACUUCGUGCACACAUAGAGGACAAUUUAGAUUCGGGUGAUCCUGAUCUGUUUCUCAAUGCCAAGAACUACAUUUAUAAUUUGAUGUCAUUAGACUGUUUCCCUCGAUUUAUCAAGUCAAAGUACUAUAAGAAUCUUUGUAAAUAAAAGCGACAGCUCCUUCGCGGCUCUGUUCGAGCGCCAGGUAGACUCCAGUGACCACCUUGCAGCCCUUCCCCGGAUCUUUUGACGAAAGAUCAGUUUACCUGAAGACAGUCAGGUAUGUGUGUAGUUAAUUUUGGAUAUGCACUUGGUCUAGACUAGAUAUCUUGCUAGCACACCUAUCUUUUUAACAACACAGAGAAAAAGUUCUGUUUUUCUUUUCAAAGCCAUGCACUUGAGAAAUUACGCCCAUUAUUUACAGACAGGGGCUAAAACGAAGGAUGAAUCACGAAUUCCAAGCAUGUCCCGUUUGAUGAUGAAAACGUAUAUUGCCCAGUUGGAUUUUAGCUGCAGAAAUCCCUGGAGUUGUUUUAAAUGCCACAAUUGACUGUGGAGGCGUUUUUUUUUCUUAAACGUUAGUCAAGGGGAGUAUAUAAAUCAUGGAUAUGUGCGCUUAACGAACUGUCAAGAAUUUAAAGUUGUGUUUGUAAUGGUCUGAAUGUAAACGGACUAAAAAGCGUCUUUUAUUUCUGCUUAUAACGAUUCUAUAUAUUUCCUUAACGUUAAAUGAAGAACCAAUUCAUGAGCACCGAUGGCAGCCUUUCUCGAUAACUAUCCGUUAUAUCGUCAAUCCAUUUACCCCUUUCCUUGCUCGUAGAUAAUCAGAGGAUAACAGAGAUGAUAAGAUGAUAAGUGUAAACAACUUGCCAUUGAUUACAACUUAUCACUAGCCCCCACUACAAGCCUCUCUCCGUUUCUUUUCCCUGUGUACAAAUGUUUAGGAUAGGCUAUACGAAUGAGUAUCUGGUGUUGCUAGAUAUGUGAUCUUUUUGCUUUGUUUUUAUUCUAAAAUUGGUAUGCCAAAAUGGUCUACAAUGCCCCUCGGUGAAUUCUUGCUUGACUGUGUAUAGAACUAAAUGAAAAGUUCUUAAUGAAAUAGCGAUAGUGUUUUAUUUGAACUUAAAAUGCAGCGCCUGCGUUUUUGUCAGAAUUGCCAGCUGCACCAAACGUUAGAUUUUGGGUGCAGUGGUCAUCCGGUUGACCCCUUGCUGCACCAAAUUAUUACGCCUUAAUUUUUUGAGGUUGGGAAAAUAUUGCUCGUUAUGUUCUUCUAUGUCACUAUUGCUUCAAUACCCCCCCCUUUCCCAGUCAUGGCAAGACAAAUACCAUCAAUCACCCCUAUAUUGAUUCGUAAAAAUCUCAGUAUCAUCGUAUCCAUACUGAUUAAAAUCAAGUUAUUCGUCCCUGGGGCUGCAUAUAAAGGGUAAAAUGACUCUUGAUUUAGAAAAAGGUAGUAAUUGUUUCGUUAUCUUUGUAGCUAGCGGUUGCAGUAUUUGAUAGAGCGUAUAUUCAAAUGUUCAGUAGUUUUUGUAGAUAGCUUACCCUGAGGAUCUUAACUAUGGGUUAGUUCCUCUUUAGGUACAAAAAUCCUAGUAGGUUUCCCGUAAAUGUUGAUGUCCUGGUUCAAUGUCAGGCUUUUUCCACCCUCAGACGAGCUAACUCAGAAAAUGUAGACAUGCGAGGCUAUAUAUAUAGACAAGGGUUUUUGUCCAUUCAGAUACUCAAUCAAUUGGAAGAACCUGACUCACUCGCAAUAAUAUUCCUUAGUAACAAGCUUGGACUUUUUAUCCUUUUUGAAGCAUGGCCAUUCUGCAGAGAAACUCAAUCAAAUUUCAUCCAAGCUAGAAGUAGGACAAAAUCACUUCUCCAACUUUUGAUUGUUAACUUUCCCAGAUAAACUUGGCUAAAGUUGGACUUCUUAUCCAAUGACAAUCAUGGAAUUUUAUCAGUAAACCUGAUACCAUCCCUCCCAGGGUCAAGUAAGAGCAAAGUACCUGGUCAUAUUUUGCCUACCCACUAUGUACGUCUCCAGAAAAACAGGACAUGCUAUUAUUACCUUUACUUUGACUCAAUUUGGUAAAUGUCACCUACGUUCGAACUAUUUUCUUGUAAGUUAAACUCUGAAGAUAACUUUACGUUUCGUAAGAGAUCGUCUUCAAAAGAGGCUUUCUUCUUAAAGUUGAUUUAUGAGUAAUUUGCUAAAAGCCAAAGAUUAUGGUAACAAUGUAACCCAUUUGGUCGAUCAAGUGUUUUUUUAAUUGAUAGCUAUUAUAUUAUUCCUGUGUAUUUUGCUUUUAUGCCUACGAAGGCUCAGCGGGAGAGCAUCUAAGAUUGACCCUGUUCUAGACACCUGAAAUAUAUAUGUUUCGAUAUUUAUCUUAUUUCCAGAGUAGCUGUUUAAUAUAAUUCAGUGUGCGAAAUGUAAAUAUCAGAUAAAUCUGAAUUUAGAUUGUAUUA
Molecule: messenger RNA, 6607 nt
Organism: Rhopilema esculentum
Lineage: Eukaryota; Metazoa; Cnidaria; Scyphozoa; Rhizostomeae; Rhizostomatidae
Product: regulator of G protein signaling 17
Source: RefSeq, a predicted model, not a curated record